GAGAGGGCGGACAAAAAUCCGGAAAACGCUUUGGAACAAAAAGUAAACUCCGGAGAGACCGAAAGAAAACUGGCCCGUGGCUAGCAAAGAGCCAGAUUGCACAAGAAAAGCACAUCCACGUACUCCGAAAAAGGCCAUAGCGCCUCUGAACGACACCUCCAGCAUGCUCAUUCAAGACCGAAACGACACAGAUGCCAAUCACGCAGCCAAGCUGGACAAAGACACCUCAAAUGAGACUCAGUCGGAGCUGCGCGGAACCAAGGUCGCAGAUCAACCUCAGCAAAAGAAGAUGACUGCGCACACAAACGUGGCCCUGGCGGACGACCGCAAAGUUCCCGCCUCCAAGCCCCGAAGUCGGAAUUCUCACAAAGGGAAAAAGAUGGAAAAUAAAGCCUCGCAAAACAGGAAGGUUACAGACUUCUUCCCAAUCAGGAAAAGUAACAGGAAAACGAAAGGAGAGUUGAAGAAUGAAGAACACAAACACUUGGAUGACCUGAUAAAGAACGGCGUUGAAGAAGGACUGCAGGUGAGGGCGAUAGAAGGCAAAGGGCGGGGUGUAUUUGCCGAGCGCGGCUUCAAAAAGGGCGACUUUGUGGUGGAGUACCACGGUGACCUGCUUGAGCAGGCCGAGGCCAAACGGCGAGAGGCCCGCUACGCCCAAGACCCCCAGACGGGCUGUUACAUGUACUACUUCCAGUACCAGGCCAAGACCUACUGUGUGGACGCCACGCGGGAGACUGGUCGCCUGGGCCGGCUGAUCAACCACAGCAAGGCGGGCAACUGCCAGACCAAGCUACACGCCAUUGACGGCUCGCCUCACCUCAUCCUGGUGGCGUCCAGGGACAUCGAAGCGGCCGAGGAGCUGCUGUAUGACUAUGGUGACCGCAGCAAGGAGGCCAUCUUGGCUCAUCCCUGGCUCAAGCACUAAAAAAACAAAACCAAAAAAAAAGGACAAAAAAACACCACAGUCCUGGGAAACUAACUGGUGCUAAAAAUGCACAAUGAAUGACUUUUUUUUUUUUUUUUUU
Messenger RNA from Phycodurus eques (leafy seadragon), 1028 nucleotides. It is a transcript of the gene kmt5ab, whose product is annotated as lysine methyltransferase 5Ab. The transcript has 7 exons. The record is from RefSeq and is a predicted model, not a curated record. Bases 164 to 928 code for a protein of 254 amino acids. Gene Ontology annotation, molecular function: histone H4K20 methyltransferase activity; protein binding. Lineage: Eukaryota; Metazoa; Chordata; Actinopteri; Syngnathiformes; Syngnathidae.